AGCUGUUUUUGCCCAAGCCAAUGCUCAAGAAUAAAGCUUCUUUGCGCGCUCUACCUCUUUCCCGGCCAAGAUCUAAAAGCGCGCCGCAUGGAGACAUCAGCUGAUCGACCUCGCGGUGCUCCGCAUGGACCAUCAGCCGAUAUGGACCUGAUAGGUCUCAAGGUAUGGGUGCACCCUUCUAUGCAGAUGCCGUUCAAGCUCGACCCUGAGGUGCACCUGUUCAAGAUGGAGCCAUCGAUGCUGAUCGUUGACCUCAUGGACAAGCUGGAGCUUCUGUUCGAGAAGCUGUCCAAGAAGAGCAGUCAGGAGACUGGGGGCCCUUGCCACGAGAUGCAGAUCAAUGUGCUCUGGAACGUGAAGGACCAUAAGAAGGCGCUGAACCCGAACAGCAAGAUUGGCGACCACUUCGAGUCUGGUGACACUUUCGGCGUGUACGGAGACAUACUGGAGGCAUUGGACAAGGAGUUCAAGACGGAAGACCAGAAGGUCCCAGUGACCAUUUGAUGGCUUUCGGUCACUGCAGACCCCCCUGCCCCAGGCAUGGAGGGAUCCCAGUUCGUCAUUGUUGCCGUCAUCCUGCAUCGUCUGUUCGUCGUCCUCAUGGGGGCUCCUGGGGCUGUCUUGGGAUCGCUUUCUGGCCUGGGCCCGCGCUCUUCCCGUCGAUUCGUGCUCUCGGAUUCGGGGGCCCUCUCGGGGCAGUCUCUGGG
Molecule: messenger RNA, 707 nt
Organism: Prorocentrum cordatum
Lineage: Eukaryota; Dinophyceae; Prorocentrales; Prorocentraceae
Source: the annotation of a GenBank genome assembly